AUGAAGCAACAACAGGAAGUAAUCCUGAGACAGACCCAACAACGCCCGCUGAUUGAGAACCGAGGGUGUUCCUACGAGAAGUUCCUAAUAUAUAGAUACCCCAAUUUCAUGGGAACUGAGGGACCCAUGAAAGCUAACAAGUGGCUAUUAGAUCUCGACAGGACCUUCAAGAUCAGCAGUUGUACUGAGGAACAGAAGAGGUUUAAGGAGGAAUUUGACAAUCGUUUCUUUCCAGAGUCAAUGAAGACCCAUAAGGCCCAGGAGUUUGCUACAUUGGUACAAGGCAAUCUCACUAUUGAGCAGUAUGCUGCGAAGUUUAUGGAGCUGGGAAGGUUUGCCCCACACUUGAUUGCUAUUGAGAAAAUGCAGGCCCAUAAGUUUCAAGCAGGGCUGAAUCCUAGAAUUCGCAGUUAUGUGGCUGGAUUCCGUAUCCACAACUUCCAAGAGUUGGUUAAUGUGGCUGCAAUAGCAGAGGUAGAAUAG
Messenger RNA from Juglans microcarpa x Juglans regia, 483 nucleotides. RefSeq lists its product as uncharacterized. The transcript is spliced from 2 exons. The record is from RefSeq and is a predicted model, not a curated record. Bases 1 to 483 code for a protein of 160 amino acids. Lineage: Eukaryota; Viridiplantae; Streptophyta; Magnoliopsida; Fagales; Juglandaceae.